ACUGAGGGCAUAUGCUGCAGUAAUUCUGAAUGCAAUGUACACCCGCAUCAAAGCCAACUGAGCAAUAAGUGGCCACUGCAGCUAGUAUUACUCGAGGAAGCGACAUGUACCGUGGCAGGCCACCGCCAGGACAAUAUCCUCCGCGUUCUCUUGGAUUAGGCCCCCAUGGUCCACCUCCCAGGCCCGAUCACCCUUUACCCCCUCAACCCCCAUACCGAGAGGAACGAGGACGGGGAAGAAAUGGACAUCACCACGGAUACCCAGACGAGCACCACCGGUCACCUCCGAGGAGAAGAUAUCCCUCUCCCGGUCCAGGAGAGGAAUUUUGGGGUGGCGGGGCUCCCCCACGGGAACAUUGUCAAAGAUUUACUCCAUCACCUCCUCGAGGAGGAAUCCCUGUUGAUCACAGUCUUGUGAUCACUGUGGGCAAUGAGCUGACUGCUCUACCUGACAGAGAGGUUCCCCCAGUCUCUGACCGUCCAUAUGUCAGAGAUUAUCAUGUUGGAGAUACACACUACAAGCGUGCGUACUCUCCCCGGAGAAGGAGUUACGACAGUCACGAUGACAGGGGCUUGAGGAGGCGCAGUCCUAGCCGUGGCAGAAGCAGGGGUCGCAGUCGCAGUCCAGAUAGAAUCCGGAGCAAGAGUCGACCUCGCAGCAGGAGCAGGAGUCACAGCCGAACUCGUGGCUUGAGUCGUGGCCGGGCACUGAGUCGAGCACGCAGCAAGAGCCGACCCCGAAGCAGGAGCAGAACCAGAAGAAGGAGCCACAGCCGAAGCAGGAGUCGCAGUCGCAGCCGUAGUAGGGGCCGAAGCAGAGCGAGGAGCAGGGUGAGGAGCAGGAGUCGAAGUAGAGGAAGGAGUAGAGGAAGGAGUCAGGUUAGGAAUCACAGUCCUAGUGACAGUGAUGGCCAAGAAAAAUCUCAAAGUACAAAGGAAUAUGAUGAGUUUAAAGAACUGGAGAUGGCCCGGCGACGCAAGGAACUAGAGGAUAUGCUGAACAUGCCAACAAAGUCUAUCCUGAAAAAGAGGCUUGACUCUGAGACUGACUCUCCUAUGACUGUACGGACAAGCGACUCCCCACAAGAAGCAGCAGCUGAAAAUCCGGACAGCGCUCUUUCACAAGAAGCAGAACGUUUACUCAGUGCAGUGACCAAAAGAAUGGAACCUAGCUUAUUGGCCUCAGUGCUUGGACAACUGAAGAGGGAACCCCAGACUCUAAGGCAAAGCUCCAACACUCUCAUUGAGUUCAUGAGCAGAAUGCAGUCAGUCAAGGAGAGUGACAGUGACUUUAUUCUACCCCAUGACAAAGUCAGGCAGGACAGUGGUGACUUAAGCAAAAUCCUUGGCAUCAUGGCAGAGGCUGAAAGAAAGAAAAGCUAUGGUGAUGAUAUUGAGGAUGAAGAAAAGUUCCUGUAUGGUGAUGAGGCUGAGGAAAAAGAACCAGCUAAAAGCAUCCCUGUAACUGGACAGGACAGUUUGUUAGAUAUCUACGGGGAAACGAAGGCUGAAAUGACACAUUAUAAUGACAGUAAGAUGGGAAUGCAACCUUAUGACCUAUUGAGGAGGACACACGGUGCACUUGGUGUGACUUCUUCUUAUAUUCAGGGCAGCACUGGGGAAGAUCUGGAAAGUUACUCAAGCAGCAACGUUCAGCAUAGAGACAUGAGAUAUCAGGGUCUGCAGCAUGCUUCUACCGCACCUGAUAUGAAUAUUAAAGUUGGAAUCACAUCCACUGACCGGUCGCAGGACGUGAAGGUGAGGCAGGAGGUUGAGGAAUUUGAGAAGAUUCAAGAUCUACUCAAGACUAUUGGCUUGGACCUGGGUGUUGCUGAGAUCAGCAAGAUGGCUGCCAGAACAAAAGAGCGCCUGCAUGGGAAAAAAACAGAACAGAAGGGUUCCAUGCCCCACAGGUCUGAGAAACUGCGAAAGAGUCGUAGCAGGAGCCAUAGUCGAAGUAGUAACAGCUCCAGCAGGAGCAGCAGCAGUCACAGCAAUAGCCGAAGUAGACACCGAAGUCGGGAUCGUAGCUGGAGCCGGGGCAAAAAGAAGUCACUACCACCAGACAGAUGGGUUUCACAUGCAGAGCCUUAUAGUCAGAAAGAAGGACGGCUAGGAGCUAAGACUGAGGAGCAUAAUUGGGGUAUCCCAGUACUAGCCAAGACCGGCUCUGAAAUUGUCAGUCCCACCACACAUAUGCCGCCUCACCCCGCUAUUUCAAUGCCUGGUUACACCCAGCCCCCUGCUCAUGGGCCUCUGCCAAACUUCCCACCCCCUGGCUGUGGCCCAUAUGGUAAUUACAUGCCUUAUAUGUCCCAAACAUGGCCUAUGUACCCACCCCCAAGUAUGCCAAUGCCCCCUUCAUGUACAGUGGAGGACUUCAAAAUAUCCAGUACUGAUCGCCCCUACCUUAAAGUCAUUGAAACAGUCUCUGCAGAUCACCAACAGACAGAUAAAACAGGUAAAAAAAAUAGUUUACGCUUGUUUUGUAGCAGCAGCCAUCAGAAGAGAGACUUAGAAGAAAGGAAUAAUGCCAAUCAAAAGCAGAAGGUGAUGGAGGAACUUGAGAACCUGAAGAGGGACAGAGAUGUCCGGUUGCAGAAGAAGGAGAAUCUCUUAAAAGAACUGGAGAGAUUACGAAAGCAGCAAGGAGAGCUCCUGAGGAGGAAACGGAGGGAGAAAGACGGCCACAAGGACCCUUUGCUGGUUGAGCUUGGUCAGCUCCAGGAGGACCUGAUGGCCCAGAUCUCCAGUCUACGCGCUGAACAAGAGGCAGCCGACGAGAAGCUUUCUGAGCUGAACAAAGUGGCCAGUAUCCUUGGACUGGGCCGAAGGGAGUCCAGGAGCUCAGGGGAGCAAGAGCACCACCCUCCCCAAGGCAAGAGGCAACAGCGAGCCCGAAGCCCAGACAGAGCAACAUCUUGCUCCAACAUGUCUUCCACAAAGGCUACUGCGUCUAAAUCUCGAGCGUCUCCUGAAAAACCGUUGGAAAGUCAAAAACCCAAAGGCCGGACCCCUGACACAACAGCAGAUCAUUUUGAUUACUAUGAUGCAGGAAACCACUGGUGCGAAAACUGUAACGUCACUUGUGGCUCCAUGUUUGACUUUUUCAUGCACUUGCACAGUAAAUCGCAUAGAAAGACUCAAGAUCCAUAUGAGAGGCCCUGGGCAUGUGACUCGAAAAAUGAAAAGAAGUCUACGGCAGGGGAGAAGCCUACUAAACCAGCAAAAGGUUCUGAGUUUUUGAUUCCUGUGAGAGGAUUUUAUUGCCAGUUGUGCAAAGAGUUUUUUGGAGAUGCUAUUUGUGCAGAGGAUCACGUCACAAGUCAUGCGCACAAUGAGAAAUACAAGAAACAAAUGAGUGAGCACCCAUUCCACGAACAGAGGAGGAACCUGGUUCGCCAGGCUGGUGUGGAAAGCAGUGAGAGGAAGUAUUCUGAAAACAAACGAAAACAGGGGGAGGAUGACGACAGAGAAGAGCAGAAAAGAUCCAAACAUAGCAGAGAGGAAGAACGAAAGUUCAAAUAUGAAAGAGAAGUAGAGGAGGAGAGAUAUAAAAACAGCAAGGAAGAGGAGCAGAAGUCCAAGUACAGCAAAGGAGAAGGGGACAAGUCCAAAUACAAAAGGGAGGAAGAGGAAAGGUUUAAAUACAGGAGAGAGGAAGAGGAGAAGUCUAGAUACAGGAGAGAGGAAGAGGAGAGGUCUAGAUAUAAGAGGGAGGAAGAGGAGAGGUCUAGGUAUAAGAGGGAGGAAGGGGAGAGGUCUAGAUAUAAGAGGGAGGGAGAGGAGAGGUCUGUGUCGAGCAGAUAUCGAGAGGAAGAGAGAAUCAGAUAUAGAGAGGAUGAGGAGAGGGCAAAGUACAGGAAGGAGGAAGGAGAGAAGUUCAGAUAUAGGAGAGAGGAGGAGAAAUCAAGGUACAGUGAAGAAAAAGAAGAGGGAAAGCACAGCAGAGAGGAUGAAAAGAAGUCUAAGUAUAGCCUUGAGUUAGACGAAGAAAAGAGAUCCAAGUACAAGAAAGAGGAGGAGGAUAGAUGGUCAAAAUCAAAAUUGGAGGAAGAUGGUGAUAAUGAGGAAGGUGAGGGAUCAAAGAAUAAAAAGAAGGAGAUCCAGUCUCAGCACCAAAAGGACAACGUGGCUAGUCAGUCAAAAGAUGAGAAGGACAGUACAGGGAAAAGCUCUGUGAAAAAUAAAAAGGUUGAACCUGAGAAACCUAGCGUUCCCGCAAAAAUUCUGUGUGGGCCCAGUCCGGCUAUGCUUGCAAAACUUCGCAAGAAAAACGAGGAAGCCACGGGGCGACCUGCAUUUGGGAAGUUCAGUUGGAAAAAAACAGAGAAGACAGAGCUAGAGAAGGAGGCAGAGAGAAUGGCGGCACAGUUCAUCAAGGAAGAUGAGGAGGGUCAAAAAGAGGCCGGUGAAAAAAAUGAGGAUGACAACAGUUCAUUCGCCAAAUCUGUAGCCGCUGCCAAGACUAUUGCUUUUAAAUUGGCGGGGAAGGGAGCUCUACCUCCCUCUAACUCUAAUACUUCAAAUGUUCCCUCUAAUGCCCCAACACCUGCCAUGGUUCUGAGGAAGUCUAGCUCUUCAUUGCGUAACAAAUCAUCCUCUACAAAUGCGCUCCUCUCAGCCAAAUCUACAGCAGACUCAAACAACAUAUCUGAGUCUGGGACAGGAAAUUUGGCCACGAAGGACACGGCGCUGUCAGCCGACGUCAUUUCAAUGGCGUUCAGAGGGGAAGAGGUGCAGCUAAAAUCCUCAAGCGAUGCAUCCUCAAAUCCUGUGGCCACCACAUCUUUCUCCACAGGUACAACUACGUCACCGCUUUGUUCCGCAGCAGGAGCAAAAGGUGAUUCUCCAUCAUCUUCUGUGUGUGUGCUGACUCUCGAGUCUGACGUCGCUGCCCCUGGUGUUCCCCAAAGUGAGCAGAAUCUUACCGUGGUUGUUCGCCCUCCUCCGCAGUUUAAGAACCUGAGUGACCUUCCUUCAAAACCAGACAAACCCAAGACGAGUCUCGCCACGGCGAAAGCUAAAGAUUUGUUUGACAUCUUCUACAACAUCAGUGGCUCCUUGACCCCUUCCAGUGCAAGUGGUAUCGCUAAUAAAAUGAUCUCUGUUUCCACACCUGAAGCCAGUGACUCAAAGAACAAAGAUGUCAAUGAAAGUAAUGACUCAAAGCCUGAAGAGCCUCCUGAGAGUAAAAGUAUUGACGGGACUAAGGAGAUCGGUGAAAGCGAUGAAGUACAGAAGACAAAUGAAAAUGAAGAGACAAGCGGCCAGGAUGCUGAGGAGGAUGCUAUGGCGGUGUCGUUUUCCCCACCUCCAGGUUUCUUCACAGAGCAACUGAACCUGGAAACGUUUGAGUUCAAUUUCGAACCUUUGUGAAGGACCGGCCGACAAACGGUUUUAAAGGGGGGAGUUUAUAUAUGUUCUUAAUGUUUCAGUUACAUUUCUUUUGAGCGGUUUUGAUAUUGUAAGAAGGCUUCAUAUCUUUCAUUUCUCAACCUUUUGGCAGGUAGUGCCAGUGAAAUGGUGGACUGACAAGCACCUAUGCUGGGCUGGGUGUUGGGUCGGGGAUCCCACUGAAAGACUGAACACUUACUUAAAAAGUAAUGAAUCCUUAAUAU
Messenger RNA from Chanos chanos (milkfish), 5620 nucleotides. Its product is annotated as zinc finger protein 318-like. Lineage: Eukaryota; Metazoa; Chordata; Actinopteri; Gonorynchiformes; Chanidae. The coding region runs from base 105 to 5378 and encodes 1757 amino acids. Gene Ontology annotation, molecular function: zinc ion binding; nucleic acid binding. The transcript is spliced from 12 exons. Gene Ontology annotation, cellular component: nucleoplasm. Gene Ontology annotation, biological process: negative regulation of DNA-templated transcription; positive regulation of DNA-templated transcription. The record is from RefSeq and is a predicted model, not a curated record.